This is a messenger RNA of Hermetia illucens (black soldier fly), 1415 nucleotides long. Its product is annotated as zinc carboxypeptidase-like. The coding region runs from base 1 to 1356 and encodes 451 amino acids. Gene Ontology annotation, molecular function: metallocarboxypeptidase activity; zinc ion binding. Gene Ontology annotation, biological process: proteolysis. The record is from RefSeq and is a predicted model, not a curated record. The transcript is spliced from 3 exons. Lineage: Eukaryota; Metazoa; Arthropoda; Insecta; Diptera; Stratiomyidae.
AUGCAAAGUAAUGCGAAAUUACUAUUAGGAGUCUUCAUUGCGAUAUUUUCAAUUGAAUAUGAUCAUUGUUUACCAUCGAACUUCAGGGGGUAUAAAUUAUAUGACAUUGAAGUGAAGUCGACUGAAAAGGCACAUUUUAUGCGUAGUAAAAUUGCUGCUAGUGGUUACGACCAAUUGUUUGCAUCGAAAGAUUUUAGUAAACCCUGGAAAGUUAUCGUUCCUCCAAACGAGCAAAAGCUCUUCGAAUCUGAGCUCCGCAGGAACUCGAUUCACUUCAGGGUCGAAGCACUUGAUUUGCAGGAAUAUGUCUCCAACGUGCUUAGAAAGUCUAAAAACUCUAAAGAUCUACAUGGCAGUGUUAGUUUCGAUAAAUUCUUAAGCUACGAAGAGAUAAAUGCUUAUCUAAAGAAAUUAGCAAAAGAUUUUCCAGAAAUAGCGAAAGUGGAAGUUAAAGGGAAGUCAUAUGAAGGAAGACCAAUUCUGGGGAUUCACAUUUCAUACAAACCCGUCCCCCAAAAAGUAAUUCUUAUAACCGGAGGGAUACAUUCCCGCGAGUGGGCUUCGCCUGCAUGCGCUUUAUAUAUUAUAUAUCAAUUGGUUGAGAAAUCGAAAGAAAUGGAUGAUUUUUUGAAAAAUUUUGACUGGAUUAUCCUGCCAAUGACAAAUCCCGAUGGUUAUAUUUACUCGCUUACUACAGACCCAUUUUGGAGAAAGACGAGGUCGCCACAGGGAAACGAUUGCUUCGGAGUUGAUGUUAACAGGAACUUCCCUUUUCAUUGGAGUGAAGAAGGAGCUAGUGAUUCGCCUUGCUCCAGCCAGUACAGAGGGAAACGAGCCCUUUCAGAAACAGAAACUCAAACAGUCCGAAAAUUACUAAUGUCAGCGAAGGGAAGGUGUUCAUUCUAUUUAGAUAUUCACUCUCGCGCGGAAUGUAUCCUUAUUCCAUGGGCAUACACAACACAACAUAUUCCAAAGUACGAUUCUGUAAAAGAAGUUGCGUUGGCCGGUGCAAAAGCAAUUUUGAAUGCUACUUCGACCGAAUUUAAAGUGGGCAGCGCGGCCAACAUCCUAUAUAUAGCUUCUGGAAGCAGUAUAGAUUAUGCAAUGGGAAUAGAAAAAGUACCAUUCGCGGUAGGAAUGGAACUAAGCGGGCCCGGAUUUCAUCCUCCUCCCGAAAAAAUCAAAAGUAUAGUCAUCGAGGGUUGGGUAGGCUUAAAGGCCAUGGUUGCCCAGCAUGAGCAAGUGCAAAUUGCUACGCUUAACAUGGGGUUAGUAUCGGAAUCAGUGCUUCAUCAAAAUUUUCUUCUAAUAUACGUUUUUAAGUGGUCAAUUUCUAGAUUUUCCGAAUUUGAGUAAACUAUAUGUCUACGUUUAUACAGAAUGAAACUUCAGAAUAAAAUUUUAUUUAAUUGUGA